CAUGGCGCCGCCUCCAUCUCCUCCCGCUGCCGCCUCGGGUCCUUCUCCGCCCCGCCCCGAGAGCCCGGCCACGACCCGCCGCCGAUCCGGGGGAAAAGCUGUCUGCCCACUGGUGAGGAUCAGUGAGAACUGAGCUGCUGAUGGCACAUGCAGCAUGGGAAUAGCCAUCUUCAUGUUGCUGGAUUGCUAAUCAUCAUCCAAUCAGUUUUGAGAUUGCAUUGGAGUAAGGCAGACACUAAUAUUCUAGGAAGAAGCCAAGUGUGACAGGAUGUUUGGACGAUGAUGAUGGCAAGGAAGCAAGAUGUUCGCAUUCCCACCUACAACAUCAGUGUGGUGGGGUUGUCUGGGACAGAAAAAGAGAAAGGACAGUGUGGCAUUGGGAAGUCUUGCCUGUGCAAUCGGUUUGUACGACCCAGAGCAGAUGAUUUCCAUUUGGACCACACUUCAGUUCUUAGCACGAGUGACUUUGGAGGAAGGGUUGUUAAUAAUGACCACUUCUUGUACUGGGGAGAAGUUGUGCGUUCUUUGGAGGACUGUGUGGAAUGUAAAAUGCAUGUUGUGGAACAGACUGAAUUUAUUGAUGACCAGACUUUUCAGCCUCAUCGCAGCACAGCCCUGCAGCCCUACAUCAAAAGGGCGGCUGCAACAAAACUUGCAUCAGCUGAAAAGCUCAUGUACUUUUGCACUGAUCAGCUUGGGCUGGAGCAGGACUUUGAACAGAAGCAGAUGCCGGAUGGGAAGCUGCUGGUAGAUGGCUUUCUUCUCUGCAUCGAUGUCAGCAGAGGCAUGAACAGGAGCUUUGAUGAUCAACUCAAGUUUGUUUCGAAUUUGUACAAUCAACUCACAAAAACGAAAAAGCCCACUGUGGUUGUUUUGACAAAGUGUGAUGAAGGAGUAGAGCGGUACAUUAGAGAUGCACACACUUUUGCCUUAAGCAAAAAGAACCUCCAGGUGGUGGAGACGUCUGCCAGAUCCAAUGUGAACGUUGACUUGGCUUUCAGCACUUUAGUGCAGCUGAUCGACAAAAGCAGGGGCAAAACUAAAAUUAUCCCUUACUUUGAGGCUUUGAAGCAGCAGAGCCAGCAGAUUGCUGCUGCAAAAGAUAAGUACGAGUGGCUGGUGAGCCGAAUUGUCAAAAACCACAAUGAGACUUGGUUGAACGUCUCACGAAGAAUGCAGUCUUCUUCCGAGUAUCAGGAUUAUGUGUAUCUGGAAGGGACACAAAAAGCCAAGAAGCUCUUCCUGCAGCACAUUCAUCGCCUCAAACAAGAACAUAUAGAGCGCAGGAGGAAGCUGUAUCUUGCUGCUUUGCCCCUUGCUUUUGAUGCUCUUGUUCCAGACCUGGAUGAAAUCAACCACUUGAGCUGCAUAAAAAUGGAGAAGCUGUUGGAGACUAAACCGGACUUCUUAAAGUGGUUUGUUGUUCUUGAGGAGACUCCUUGGGAUGCCACUAGCCAUAUAGACAACAUGGAGAAUGAACGGAUUCCAUUUGAUCUGAUGGAGACCAUGCCUGCUCAGCAGCUCUACGAGGCCCAUCUAGAGAAGCUGAGGAAUGAACGAAAAAGGGCAGAAAUGAGAAGAUCCUUCAAAGAGAAUUUGGAAACUUCCCCUUUCAUAACACCAGGAAAACCUUGGGAGGAAGCUCGCAGUUUCAUCAUGAAUGAGGAUUUCUAUAUGUGGCUUGAGGAGUCUGUCUACAUGGAUAUUUACAGUAGACAUCAAAAGCAAAUUAUAGAGAAGGCCAAGGAGGAAUUUCAGGAGCUGCUUUUAGAAUACUCAGAACUGUUCUAUGAGCUGGAGCUUGAUGCCAAACCAAGCAAGGAGAAAAUGGGUGUCAUUCAGGAUGUGCUGGGCGAAGAACAAAGAUUUAAAGCACUACAAAAGCUACAAGCUGAGCGAGAUGCCCUGAUCUUGAAGCACAUUCAUUUUGUGUAUCACCCAACAAAGGAAACUUGUCCCAGCUGUCCAGCUUGCAUAGAUGCUAAAAUCGAGCACUUGAUAAGUUCCAGGUUUAUAAAGCCAUCUGAUCGCAAUCAGAAAAACUUGCUGUCAGAUUCCAAUAUAGACAGAAUCAAUCUAGUCAUUCUUGGUAAAGAUGGACUUGCACGUGAGCUAGCAAAUGAGAUUCGAGCUCUUUGCACAAAUGAUGACAAGUAUGUGAUAGAUGGGAAAAUGUAUGAGCUCUCCUUGAGACCGAUAGAGGGUAAUGUCAGACUUCCUGUUAAUUCUUUCCAGACACCAACAUUUCAGCCACAUGGUUGCCUCUGCCUUUAUAACUCUAAGGAAUCUCUGUCUUAUGUUGUUGAAAGUAUUGAAAAGAGUAGAGAGUCAACCCUUGGCCGAAGGGACAACCACUUAGUUCAUCUUCCCCUGACUCUGAUUUUGGUGAAUAAAAGAGGAGAUACCAGUGGAGAAACACUACACAGUUUAAUACAGCACGGACAGCAGAUUGCCAGUAAGUUACAGUGUGUCUUCCUUGACCCUGCUUCUACUGGCAUUGGAUAUGGGCGUAAUAUUAAUGAAAAGCAAAUCAGUCAAGUUCUCAAAGGCUUGCUCGACUCAAAGCGAAACUUAAAUCUGAUGAGCUCAACAGCAAGCAUUAAAGAUCUGGCUGAUAUCGACCUUCGGAUUGUCAUGUGCUUGUUGUGUGGAGAUCCUUUUAAUGCAGAUGAUAUCCUUCUACCUGUUCUUCAGUCCCAAACCUGUAGGCCUUCCCAGUGUGGAAGUAGCAAUUCUGUGUUACUUGAGUAUCCCAUAGGACCACACAAGAGGCGUAUAGAACUCUCCUUGCUUUCAUACCAUUCCUCUUUUAGCAUUAGGAAAAGCUGGUUGGUCCAUGGCUAUAUUUUAUUUUAUUCAGCUAAACGUAAAGCAUCUUUGGCAAUGUUACGUGCCUUUCUUUGUGAAGUGCAGGACAUUAUCCCUGUUCAGAUAGUGGCACUCACUGAUGGCUCAAUAGAUGUUUUAGACAAUGAUUUAAGCAGAGAACAGUUAACUGAGGGAGAAGAAAUUGCCCAGGAUAUAGAUGGAAAGUUUACGACAAUACCUUGUAGUCAACCUCAGCAUAAACUAGAGAUUUUUCACCUGUUUUUUAAGGAUGUUGUGGAGAGAAAAAACAUAAUUGAAGCCACCCACAUGUACGAUAAUGCUGCUGAAGCCUGCAGUACAACAGAAGAAGUGUUCAAUUCCCCCCGAGCUGGUUCACCUCUUUGUAAUUCAAACCUUCAAGAUUCAGAAGAAGAUAUUGAACCUCCAACCUACAGCCCUUUCAGAGAUGACACGUCCAUGCCCACUUUGUCCAAAGAUCUUUCUAAACUUUCCAUGGAACUGGAGGGGAAUGAUGGUCUUUCUGUCUUUUCUGUUAUGAACACUUUUGAAAGCAAAUUGAACAACAAAAUACCUCCGCCAGUGAAACCAAAGCCCCCUCACUUUGAUAUUACAAAGGGGGAUCUUUCCUAUUUGGAUCAAGGGCAUAGGGAUGCACAGAGGAGGUCUGUGUCUUCUACUAGCUGGCCACCUACAGAUGGCUUUGACCCUUCUGAUUAUGCAGAACCCAUGGAUGCAGUCGUGAAACCAAGGAAUGAGGAGGAAAAUAUCUACUCUGUGCCUCAUGACAGCACCCAAGGCAAAAUUAUCACCAUUCGUAACAUUAAUAAAACCCAGUCAAAUGGUAGCGGCAACGGGUCAGACAGUGAAAUGGACACAAGCUCCCUGGAACGUGGCCGAAAGGUGUCCAUCAUUAGUAAACCAGUGUUGUAUCGGACAAGAUGCACAAGGCUUGGGAGAUUUGCCAGUUACAGGACCAGUUUCAGUGUAGGGAGUGAUGAUGAAUUGGGGCCAAUUAGGAAGAAAGAGGAAGACCACACUUCCCAUGGAUAUAAGGGAGAUAAUGCUGUCAUUCCAUAUGAGACUACUGAUGAAGAUCCAAGGAAAAGAAACAUCUUACGUAGCUUGAGGAGGACAACAAAGAAACCAAAGCCUAAACCUCGGCCAUCUAUCACAAAGACUACAUGGGAAAGCAACUAUUUUGGGGUGCCUUUGUCUGCUGUAGUGACACCAGAGAAACCCAUUCCUAUUUUUAUUGAGAGAUGCAUUGAGUACAUUGAAGCAACAGGGUUGGGCACUGAAGGUAUCUAUCGGGUGAGUGGAAACAAGUCUGAGAUGGAAAGUUUACAGCGGCAGUUUGAUCAAGAUCACAAUCUGGACCUUGCAGAGAAAGACUUCACUGUUAAUGCUGUAGCUGGAGCCAUGAAGAGCUUCUUCUCAGAACUGCCUGACCCCCUGGUACCUUACAACAUGCAGAUCGAACUGGUGGAGGCCCACAAGAUCAAUGACAGAGAGCAGAAGUUGCAUGCACUUAAAGAGGUGCUGAAGAAAUUUCCCAAGGAAAACCACGAGGUCUUCAAAUAUGUUAUCUCUCACUUGAACAAAGUGAGCCACAACAGCAAAAUCAAUCUGAUGACAAGUGAGAACCUCUCCAUUUGCUUCUGGCCCACCUUGAUGAGGCCCGACUUCAGUACCAUGGAUGCUCUCACCGCUACGCGUAUUUAUCAGACAAUCAUAGAACUCUUCAUCCAUCAGUGUCCCUUCUUUUUCUACAAUCGGCCGAUCAUUGAGCCCCCUGGUGCCAUGCCCAGUUCUCCCUCUGCUAUUCCUGCCAGCACGCCUUUCCUCUCCUCAACACCUGUGAUAGCCCAGCCAUCCCCUCCACAGACUCCUCCUCCCUCACCACAGUCUCCUCUCCAGCCCCUUCUUCCACCCCAGCUUCAGGCUGAGCAGCACACACUGUGAACCUUGGCACAGGAGGAAAUCGAGGUCUACUUCUCUUUGUACAUGUGGAACAGAGACUGGAAACUCAACCCCGCCAUCUGUUUGGCCCUCUCUCCCCCCACACCACCUGUUGCAAACUUCAGUGGCCUGAUAGAAGAGCAGGGACAAACUGGAGCAUCAGACAGUUGUGACGCCUUGGUUGUGCCUCAGUGCCUGGCACGGAAGGACCUGCUGGGUCAAGGAUGGCGACGGACAUUCCUUGGAGCAGGAAGGGUCUGGACCUGUCUUUGAAUGCUGGAUUUGAUCGGUUCUUACCCAAUCACACCUGUAGAAUUCAUGUGAAUACUGCCAAGCUCAGCUGGAUGGGUCUUCAAUUGGUCGCUUUGGAUGAGUGUUUGGGAAUCUGUCCUGUGCAUGAAGGGAGAAGAACUGCUAGAGCCUGACAAGAUAUGGAGACCUCCCCCAAACACAUUCCAUGAGCUAUAACCAAGGCGUGUUGUGCACUGCUGGACAUCUUGCCUCUUUGGGGGACCAUCCAUCAUUUUAGCUUAGACCAGCUCUCACCAUCCCAGUAUAGCUGCUCGGAAGGUUUGGACCAACACAUUGGAAAGAAAGGCUUCUUUUAUGUUUUGGCAAAGCUGGAAUAGAACUUUCUCUUGACUUUUAAGUAGUGGCCAAUCAUAAAGGGGGGAGAAACUUACCUUGAAACAACAAAAAAAUGAGGAACACUUUUUCUAGCAUCCCCAUGAUCUGCUGGUUGGGUUGUUUUUAAUCUGGCAAAGUAGUGUGGGACAAUGGCUCCUUUUUACUUGAGCAGAUAAUUUGUGUGGCAGAGGUUCCCUGGCAGGGUGGGGUGAGGAUAGUCCAGGUUUGGUCUGGCUGGUUCUGCUGUCUUCAUUUGACAAAUCAUUAACAUCUCUUGCCGCAGACCCCCCCCCCCCCGUCUCCUGCAAAAUAUUGGUGUUGGCACUUAACAGAGGAGAGAGUGUAAGGUGAGUGUGUGUUUUGCAAACACAGAUGAUGAUUUGCUGUCAGACUUGGGAUUUAAUUCCCGUAGAACACUAUGUUAACAGACACUGUUGCUAAUGUUUGUGUGUGAGAGUGUGUGUGGGCACGGGCUUGGAUGCAAGUGAUGUGACUAGUACCAUAGCUUUUUAAAAAUGAUGCAGGAAUGAAGUUGAGGGAAGUGCAAGCCAAUAUUUUCCCCCCAAACCUUAGAGUUGCAAGUAGUGGGCCAGGAGAAGAGCAUCGCCGGAGCUAUUUUGAAAGCCCUCUGUUUCCAUGUUGCUGUGGUCUUCUGGAGUGGCUGAGUACCUGGUAGUUUUGGAGGCAGAGAGCUGAGCUGGAAAUACCUCUUAAAAAGAGACACUCAUUAAGACUUUGUUUCUGGUCACUCCUACCCAAAUGCUCUAAGUGGCCUGAUGGGUUCUAGGGAGCAGACUCCUGAUCCAUUCUCUCCUUGAUGACUCAGUGCAUGGAGUUGGUUUCCAUGAUGAAGGUGGUUCAGGGAGUGACUGUGUCAUGGGAUGGUAGCAUGUGUGUGUGGGAAUGACGGCAAGUUUUUAAAGCCUUUGGGCAAAACGUAAAGCACUAGGAUUAGCUGCCUUUCCAGCAUCACUGAAAGUGGUCAUGAGUCAUAAGUGCAAUGCAUGGACCUUCUUUACAUGCUGUUACUGAGCUGCUUCUGCCACUCCCCCCCACCUCUGAUUUCAUGCAGUGUGUGUGUUUAUGUGCCCUGGCACCACUCUGUGGUACACCCUGUCUCAGUGCACUGGCUCUUGCCCUUUGCCCACACCUGAAGCCACUGUAUGUUCAUAUCAGCUCUUAAACUAACUGUGGUCUUUUCCUCACCAGGGUGCCUGUUGGGCAUGCAGUGCACCCAGCUUUGCUACUGUGUGACCUGUUUCUUUCCUUGCAUUUUCUGUGGGUUUAUGUGCAGGAAAGAGGCAAGAAGUGAACCACUUGGGAUACUCAAUGUUUCCUGUGCAGGCACCAUUGAAUGGAAUGGUGGCUGUAUAUCAGCAGUGCCUGGCAAACUGUCCUGUGUGUGUGUGUGCGUGCAUGUGAAGUGAGUGUGUUUGGGGGGUGGGGGAGAGAGAGAAAUCUACUUAUUCUCAGUAACAUGGCAGUUUUAACUAGAAUUUCCACGGUACCCCUGGGAGGACACAAGGGCGUAAUCCCUAUGCCACCCUUUCUGUCUCUUCGCACUUUAAAACAGAACCUGUGGUUUACUGCUAUUUUUAACAUUUCAAGGAUGUUUGUGUUAAAUUCAGUAGGCCGGGGGGGGGGAGGGGAGAGAAACCCCAAUCCUUUCCAAAACAAAAUUUCACCUUUAUUCUGCCUCUUUCCAGCAUACAGAACCCAAUCUUAAGCAAACUGACUCUCUCCUAUAAAAAAGCUGAAUUACGUACUCCUUAUUUUAGAACCACAUUUAAAAUUCUUAUCUAUGUCAGAAUUAUGUGAUUGGAAACUUCCCUUGCAAGCAUUCCUCACAAGUUUUUAUAUUCUCAUACGCUAAUGAAGCUUUUGUGUAAAUAACAAACUUCUUUUGGUUUGUUUAGACUGUAAAAAGGAAAGCAGGCUGUUCCACCAUCCUUUAUGCAUGCAUAACGCUAGAGAAAAAUCCCACAGGGGGAGGAGGAAGAGGAGCAUAAAGGGGCUGGAAAAGUUCCUGUCUGACUUGCACCUGACAAAGAUGAGGGUCACUUUGGCUGUGGUCCUUGGGCUGGUGAGCAUUGAGUUUUCCUACCUGGUGUGUCAUUUCUGUGCCUUCUCUAAGGAUCUAAUGCCAAACAUCUCCCUCUGAAGGACCUCUUAUUAACAACUGUUUGGAUUUAGGAUGCUCUUCCUUGCUAGUAUAUAUCUUGCUUGGUCAAUGAGAUAUUCGACUGAACCACCUCCCACCACUUUGGGCUGCUGCCCCUUGAAUCUUCCACCACAGCCUAAUUAUUGCUUGCUGAUUCAGGAUGAUUUCUAACUCCUGCUAUUUUGUGAGGACUACACACAAACAUAUAAUCUCUUUCUCUCUCCCUCCCUCUCCCUCCAC
This is a messenger RNA of Rhineura floridana, 7816 nucleotides long. RefSeq names its product Rho GTPase activating protein 35 (gene ARHGAP35). Lineage: Eukaryota; Metazoa; Chordata; Lepidosauria; Squamata; Rhineuridae. Bases 280 to 4791 code for a protein of 1503 amino acids. The record is from RefSeq and is a predicted model, not a curated record. Gene Ontology annotation, molecular function: GTPase activity; GTP binding. Gene Ontology annotation, biological process: signal transduction. The transcript is spliced from 7 exons.